UUCUUGUGCUAUUUAUAUAACUCCUUCACUGCUCUAUUCCUCUCUUCUUAAACCCUCCCUUCAUUUCUUUCUCUCAUACAAGAAAAAGAAGAAGAAUCCCAAUGAGGCCUACCAUUAAUUUCUUUAUCAUUUCAUUGUUCAUUACAAUACUAAUUUCCCAAACAAUAUCUGCACGUCUUCUGCCUACAAGUUAUUCAGAUAACAACAAGAUUGAAGUUCAUGGGAUUAUUCAUUCAAUUUCGACACAAGAAGAUGACUUCACUAACCUCAUGGGAUUGGAGAAAUGUGAAGACAGAAAUGAAGCUUGUUUAAACAGAAGGAUGAUAGCUGAGGCUCACUUGGAUUACAUAUAUACUCAAAACAAGCCUUUGCCCUAAAGAUGGAUCAAUAGUUUCUCUGAUAUUUUGACUAUAUGAACAACAAAACUUGUCUACUUGUAGAAGUUUAGGUAAGAAAAUUAUACCAAUACAGUAUUUUAAUUUAUCAUAAGAUGUACUAUUAGUCUAUUAAUAUGUUUUAUGAGCUAUAAAUGAGUAGUGAAAAUUUUACAUA
Molecule: messenger RNA, 552 nt
Organism: Lycium barbarum (goji berry)
Lineage: Eukaryota; Viridiplantae; Streptophyta; Magnoliopsida; Solanales; Solanaceae
Product: putative phytosulfokines 6
Exons: 3
Coding region: 102-377 (91 amino acids)
Biological process (GO): cell population proliferation
Cellular component (GO): extracellular region
Molecular function (GO): growth factor activity
Source: RefSeq, a predicted model, not a curated record